UCAGGUUCAGGUUUUCUAUUGUUAAUCCAGUGCGCUGAUCAGGUAAAUUUCUCGGUAAAAUACCGAUCGUGACUGGAAAUAAUAGCCGCAUAAUAGUGUAUGCUCCUAUCCCUCCUAUCCGAAGGGCAAUAACAUUUACAACAAAAAGAAGAAUGAGGGAAGAGUUCGUUCAGUGUGUGGAUGUGCAUCGUUUGCAUCAGCUGUUUGACUCGUUGCUGUAAAUCUACCUGACAUUUCAUAAUCACCAGCUCUCAACAAGUUAAUAUAAAACCAUCCAGACAGAAGGGAAAUUAAAGAAAAGGAAAAAGAAAAUUAUUAACUGCGUACUUGACAUCUGCGCAGUUCUCGCACGUCUCGUCCAGGAAAAAUCAAAACACUCAAAAUGGCAGAUCCGAGCAAUGAGGUUGCUUCGUCGAGUGGAAUUUCAGAGCAAGUUGUUCCAGCGCCACAAAUUCGUGAGGAUGUUGAAAAAAGCGAGGAUUUCCUUGAGCCCGAUGCAAAAAGGCGUAAAGUCCUUCGCGCCGAAGGGAAAACGGAACAAAAAUUGGAACAUAGAUUGGGUGGCAUCUUGUGCUGUGCUGUCUGCCUCGAUUUACCCAGGGCAGCUGUUUAUCAGUGCACCAAUGGCCACUUGAUGUGCGCUGGCUGCUUCACUCAUGUUCUGGCCGAUGCCAGACUUCGUGACGAAUUGGCAACAUGUCCAAAUUGCCGAAUUGAGAUCAGCAAGACAUCGGCAUCGAGAAAUUUAGCGGUUGAGAAAGCUGUUUCCGAAUUGCCUGCUGAAUGUCAAUAUUGCGCUAAAGAAUUCUCACGAAAUUCUUUGGAACGACAUGAAGAUUCACUGUGUGAAGAAAGAAUAACAAGUUGCAAAUACAGCAGGAUUGGUUGUCCCUGGAGAGGGCCUAAUCAUGAAUCACCAGAACACGAAGCACAUUGUGUACAUCCUCAUCGUACUGGCGCCGAUGUCAUGGAAGCUUUAACUGACAUUGAUACAAAAACAUUGGAAGCUCGUCGAUUAUAUGACAAUGUCUUUGAACUUUUGUCUUAUGAAAAAAUUACAUUUAACGACUUGCAAAUGAAACCAUAUCGUACCGAUGAGUUUGUUCACAAAAUUUUCUACGAGACUUCACGAUUCACUGCUUUUAAUCAUCAAUGGGUUGUAAAGGCGAGAAUCAAUAAUAAUCAACGUGAUCCAACUCAAAGUUCAGAGCGUGACAUGACUUAUCAGCUCAUCUUAAAAUCGAAAACAACCUGCCCAAUGCCAAUUCACUAUUUAAUUUUGAAAGGGCCUUUCGGCGACAUGAAAGUCAAUCCGAGAAUUCAUAAACACGAUUUUUCGGAUUCUGAUAAUGAGAGUCCUUAUUUACCUCUACCAUUACCAGAUACCGCCGAAUGCAACAGACUACUUGCUGCAAAAACAAUAAGUUUCCGAUUAAUACUGUUUUGUGCAUCCAAGUAAUAUAUUGUACGAGUGAUAUUAAACUUUCGACAAUAUAUUUCGAAAUCUUGAGUGAUUUACUGGAAGUUUUAAAUCACAAAAUUAGACUAAUUUUAAUAGAGAGACAUUAUUUCUAGAAUAUAUAUUAUAAAUACAAUUUAAGUUAUAAAACUGCUUCUAAUGUUAUUCUAAAAUAUUACGUAAUCCAAUAAUGCUUUUAAAGUAACGGGUAAACGUUCAAUUUCAAAACAAUAGUUGAUAGAUAAUUAAACUUUAAAGCACUUUCAACGAAUCUCUGUAGAUUACAUUUUUCUCUUAACUUUAAAUUUUCUUAAUUUUUUCGCCAAUUAUUUUAGAUUUAUAACACAAUCUUAUAGUAAUUGAAAAAAAACAUUAAGCAGAUGUUUAUAAAAAAUUAGUGAUAAACUAUACAAGUAGAAAAAUCGGCACUAAUGAUUCUAAUAUACAUAUUAUUAUAAUUAUUAGUUAUAAUAAUGAGAAGUAUUGAAAACAAAUCUGCCGUAUUAUGUAAUAAGCUUUAAAAAAUUCAAACAAAAUUUUUUUUUGCAAAAAAAAAUUAUAAAAAAAGACUUUAGAUUUGACUUACUAGUAUAUAUUUGAGAUUGUAACUAAUUUUUUCGAUAGACUUCGAUAGACUUUAAAUAUAUAAUAAUUAUAGAAGAUUAUAUCUUAGCUAGAUCGCUAGGAUAUUUUAUUUCUUUGUUUUCAUUUUUUAAAUCUAUUAUUUAAAGAGUUUUUGAUUUUUUACUUAAAAAAGUACAAGUAGAAUUUAGUAGAGUUCCUUUAAGACAACAUAUCUGUUACUUCUUGUAAAUAUUCGAAAUUAAGAGUAGUUUACUAUUUUGCGAGCGCACAGUAUCUACUUUCUAAAAAAAAGGAGUAUUCUCUUUAUUGCAUUAGAUGUUACUGAUAAGAAAUCUAAAUAAUGUAAUCACAUCCAUUUCAAUAAUAAAUUUAUUAUUUCACA
Molecule: messenger RNA, 2426 nt
Organism: Leptopilina heterotoma
Lineage: Eukaryota; Metazoa; Arthropoda; Insecta; Hymenoptera; Figitidae
Product: cysteine and histidine-rich protein 1 homolog
Exons: 7
Coding region: 383-1459 (358 amino acids)
Cellular component (GO): nucleus
Source: RefSeq, a predicted model, not a curated record